CCCAAAUCGCUACACUGUCUCUGCAUAUUAUCUUUACAUACCACGAACACGAGGUAUUUACACCUCCAUCCUUGCAUUGAAAUAUGGCUGCUGCGGUUUCAUCAUUAUUCCGCUACUCCACUGGGGCCGUUGCGACAUCCGAGACCGCUAAGGCAUUCUCAUGGGAGGCCCCGGUGCCUGUCAAUACAUUCUGGGAUAGCUUUGAAUACUCCGUCGCUCGUAACUUUCUGGCCAAUUUCUCCGAUGCCGAGCUUACACAGCUGCCCAUUGACGAGGCAAGUUCCGAUGACCACCGAAUCAAGCUGCAGCUCCUCCUACGGCUGCUCCGAGAGAAACUAGAGCAGGAGGAGGCAGCUACGUCGCCUCCGCAGUCUCUCUACACAACCGAUUACCUGCGCUGGUACCAGUUGUGGCAGGGGAUCUAUUGUCUUCAAGAUAAGUUGGACCUUCCCGAGGCCGAACAGACCGUUCGGAUGCUGGUGGAAAAGAGGCCCGACGAAUCAAAUGUGGUGCCACCGCACAUGCUCGCGGACCACCUGGUGAAGAUUGGGAAGUACCAGGAGGCAGAGGAAACUGAAAGGCCGGUUUGCGCAUGGAUGGAUUCACGGCCGCACUUGGGACCAUCUUCUCCACAAGCCAUCAACGCUCGCCGGAUCAUCGCCCAAGCCUUGUGGGGGCAGGGACCAUCAAGGCGCUCGGAAGCCGAAGCCCUGGUGGCCGAAAUCCAUCGGCUCGUGGACACGAUGGAUGGAGGGAAGUUUGGUGUUUAUCAGGCUGAAGAGAAAAAGCUCAACGAGGAGCUUGUGGCCAAGCUCCACAUCUCCUGACCUGGUUUGAUCUUGUGUCGCGGCUUGUAAGCCCGACCAUCUGUAGACAAUGACGUUGAAGUGAGGCUUCUCUAUCGUGUGGGUAGCUGCUAGAUAUGAAUCAGAAAUGGUUCUCUGCUCUACACAGACCCCACCAUCUUCUACUCGAUUUUUACUCUAGAAAUCUAAGUAACGCUUCUUUAUAAUCUUGUCUUAACAUGUACACCUGCAGUGUUACGGUGUGCUAGAUACCAUAGGAACCUC
Aspergillus piperis CBS 112811 is the source of this 1070-nucleotide messenger RNA. RefSeq lists its product as uncharacterized. The record is from RefSeq and is a predicted model, not a curated record. Lineage: Eukaryota; Fungi; Ascomycota; Eurotiomycetes; Eurotiales; Aspergillaceae. The coding region runs from base 84 to 827 and encodes 247 amino acids. The transcript has a single exon.